Phyllopteryx taeniolatus (common seadragon) is the source of this 2246-nucleotide messenger RNA. RefSeq names its product complexin 4a (gene cplx4a). Lineage: Eukaryota; Metazoa; Chordata; Actinopteri; Syngnathiformes; Syngnathidae. Gene Ontology annotation, molecular function: syntaxin binding. Gene Ontology annotation, cellular component: SNARE complex; terminal bouton. Gene Ontology annotation, biological process: neurotransmitter transport; regulation of neurotransmitter secretion; synaptic vesicle exocytosis. The transcript is spliced from 3 exons. The coding region runs from base 441 to 920 and encodes 159 amino acids. The record is from RefSeq and is a predicted model, not a curated record.
AGGUUAAAGCGGGGAUAAACACGACCUGUAAUCCCGCUUCUCUCACCGCACGUACUCCGCUAAUACAAUUAAGCGACCGUCUCGGGUUCCAUCUCGGGUUUUGUUUUGAAAACAUGCUUUUCGGUGCACAAAUCAAUUAAAAAAACAUGCAAGAGUUCUGGAAGGCCUGCUUGAUUUAAAAAUAGAUAGGAAACAGGCCAUCUGUCUCUUAGCAUAGCGGAGCCGGGGAGGAUUUAAUCCAGAUUAUGGCCGAAGCACACAACCUUGUGUGUGUGUGUGUGUGUGAAAUUGUGUGUGUUUGUUGCUUGUCAUCAGUACUCCCUUGGCCACAUAGACAAGCAGCAGGUUAGCUCGGGAGCUAAGGGAACCGGAGCGGAGAAACCAACCCGACCCAUUUGCCUCGUUCCUCGUCCGCCCCAAAAAACAUCCAAAAAGUCACCAUGGCUUUCUUAAUCAAGAGCAUGAUCGGGAAUCCGCUUUCGGGAAUGGGCCUGGGCGGCGGAGGAGACAAGGAGGAGGAGGCCACCCCCUCGGACCCGGCCAAGGCGGCGGGCAUGACGCGCGAGGAGUACGAGGAGUACCAGAAACAGUUGGUGGAGGAGAAGAUGGAGAGAGAUGCAGAUUUCUUGCACAAGAAGGCAGAGAGGGCAACGCUGAGGGUGUGCCUCAGGGAAAAGUACAGGCUGCCUAAGAGCGAGCAGGACGAGAACAUGAUCGAGAUGGCCGGCGACGACGUGGACGUGCCCGAGGACCUGCUCAAGAUGGUGGACGAGGACGCCACCGAAGAGGAGGGCAAGGACUCCCUCAUGGGCCAGAUUCAGAACUUGCAGAACAUGGACAUGGACCAGUUGAAGGAGAAGGCGUCGGCCACCGUCACUGAGCUCAAGACCAAAGCCGAGGAGAAGUGCGUCGUCAUGUGAGGAAAUGUCAAGGAACAAGAAGAAAAUCCACCAUUAGAUUUGUUGUUUUAGCAACACUAUCAUCACCAACAAAUCGUUAGGUAGCCCGCAGACUACCGCCAGCAACAAGAACAUUUUUGUUUUCCCAUUUGUUCGUUGGUGGGUGACUUCCUGGUUCUCGAACAGAUGGGCGUGGCCAUUAUGAUUCAGUCAUCGAAAAUAACUUCCUGUAUCCGCACCUUUAUACAGAUCUUCACUAAACUGUAAUGUAAAUUUUGUGAAAAAUAUGUGUGUGUUCUUAUCUUAAUUCCCCUAACUAUCUGUCCGACUAUUUACGGUUUAUUCACGCUGUGACAAAAAAAAUAUGUCUUUUUUGAGAAUAUUGAUAGAACAACAAAGAUAGUGGUGGCCCAAAGACUUUUGCACUGUAAUUAAAACAAGACAUUUCUUGUUGACUUUUAACAUGAUUACAGCCAGCAUUCCUGAUUGUAGCAAUGCACAAAAAAAUCCUCAAUCCACCCUCUCAAAAAAGAUACAAAAUAAAACAAUCUAAAUAAAAUGUAAACAAUAAAAUGUGAAAAUGUAAUUAAAUUCAUUCAUGCCACAUGCUCGAAUCUACAGCUAUCUUUUUAAAAAAGAUAGCCUGUUUUAAAAAAUCUUAAAUUUGAACAUGACCACAGCCACCUUUCCUGUUUGAUUAAUCGUUGCAAAAACACAUUUUAAAAAAAUAAUAAUAAUAUUCCACCCACUCAAAAGAUGUACAAAAUGUUAUAAAAUUUAGACAAUAACAAUUUCAUGAAAAUAAUAUUGAUUAGGUUCCCUAAUUUACCAAAAUGAAAUUUUUGAAAAAAAAAAAUCUUGUUCACGAUCGCAGCCGGAUUCAAUGUCUGUUUAUUAACUGCAGCAACACCAAAAGUCUUUAAUCUACCCACUCAAAAAUAAAAUAUACAAAAUAAUAUAUGAUACAGACACUAAAACUUAAAAUUAGAUGAUUAUCUAUUCACCCCAGGUGCCCUGACUUCCCAUAAAGACCUUUUGGGGGCAGAAAAUCAUAAAUCCCCCCCACGUAAAUACCCUUCUUAUGGUUGCUUCAAAACUUUAUUUCUGUUUGCUGUAACAAGCGAGACCAUCAUAGUCUCCUAAAAAUAUUUUUUACAGCCAAGUAUGUUUAAAGAGAGUGUUUUGGUUUCCCUUUCGCUUUAAUGGUUAAGUUAGUUAUUUUUUUGUUGUUGUUGUUGUUUUUUUGUAUCUGGUGUUUGAGUUAAUUGAGACCAGUUCUAUCUGUUAUCAACGCAAAUCAGGCGCUUGUUAUAAUGUUCUCACAUUAAGAUAAAUAUAUAUAUAUAU